UUCAGAGCUUACUUGCCCGAAUAAGUUCUCUUGACAGAGAGAAUCAGAUACUAAGACAAAGCCAAAAGCAAACAGGCAGUUCAAGUGAAGAGGUUUCGGAAAGAGAGAACACAUUAAGGGAGAGGAGAUAUAGACCGAAGACGAGGAGUCCACUUCCACUGUGCCAUCCAGUAAUGCUCUCAAAAGAUGAAUUGCCAAAACCAGAAUGGAUGAGACUAGUUCAACAUAUGGAUGUAGCAGUUCCUAAAGCUUGGCUUGCACAAAUUCUGAUACAAUCAAAGACGAAAAAGCAAUCCAGACAAGAGUGUCCUGCAGAUCCAGGUAAGAUCUGUAGGGCACUUCUGGAUGGGUUGUUUGAGCCAGAAGAGUUGAGUGGAAAAGGUGGAUUGGGAUUCUACACCAAAGACAAAAAGAAAGGACCUAUUCUACUAGCAGUCAAGGGCUACACAGAAACAAUACUACAUUACAACAAUUUUACGAGAAUCUUUAAUGAAAAAGUUGCAGCGAAUAGGAACAUUAUUAAAAAAAUUGGAUUGGUAGACUAAUAUUAAGUAGAAGACUACAGUAAAUUUUUAAGACGCUCUAGAGACAGAACUCUAUGUAAGAAGGGAUUUUCAACUAUAGUGUUCGACGUUUGAACUUGUUCCGUACAUAAAUCUUUACGAUAUGAUGAUGCUCUAGAGACAUAUAAUAGAAGGGAUUUUCAAUUUAAGUGUCCGACGUUUGAACUUGUUCUGUAAAUACAUCUUUAUUAUAUGAUAAUGCUGUAUAG
Molecule: messenger RNA, 772 nt
Organism: Owenia fusiformis
Lineage: Eukaryota; Metazoa; Annelida; Polychaeta; Sabellida; Oweniidae
Source: the annotation of a GenBank genome assembly